UCGUGUAAAGAAACCUAUAUGAAAAAAGAUGGAUAUAUACUGGGUUAUUUUGUUCAUAUUUCUGGUAUCCUUAUUAAUAGAAAGGUUAGCGAGAAAAUUAAAGAUCAAUAACUUUAAUCAGCGUUAUGUUGUCGUUACUGGAUGCGAUACGGGAUUUGGAAACAUGCUUGCUAAAAGGCUUGACGCCAUGCAAUUCCGUGUUUUUGCGGGAUGUUUUACAAGCAAGGCAGUUACGCAGUUGACCGAAGAAUGUUCGCAGAAUAUGACAGCUAUACAAGUAGAUGUUUCAAAAGAUGCAAGUAUUGAACAAAUGUUGGAAACAGUUAAAAGGAAACUACCCAAAGACAAAGGACUUUGGGCUGUUGUUAAUAAUGCUGGAAUAACCGGAACUGCAGGGCAAUGUACCUGGCAAACGAGACAAGAUUUUGAAACUGUGUUAGCAGUUAAUUUUUAUGGUGUUGGUAUGGUAACGAAUGCCUUUUGUCCUCUGAUAGUGAAAGAACGUGGUCGUGUUGUGAACGCAUCAAGUAUGAUGGGACGAAUUGCAUUUGGCCAGGCUACAUACGUCGUAUCAAAGUAUUGCGUGGAAGCAUUUUCUGAUGUACUCAGACGAGAACUUUACAGAACAGGGGUGAAAGUAUGCAUAGUUGAGCCUGGUGCAUUUAAAACUGGAAUAAUUGAUCCAAGUGCUCAAUUAAAAAGACUUGAAAAUAAAGUCAACAGCUUGCCAGAAGAAAUAAAAGGGAAACUGCGAGAGGAUUACAUCAGCAUAAGUAUGGCCAGAUUCACGAAAGCAACUUCUAAUGCCUCCACUAACGUCAAUGAGGUUGUCGAUGCCUACAUACAUGCCAUUACUGCAAAGUAUCCAUUGAAAAGGUAUUUAGUUGGCACAGACGCAAGAUUUUUGAUGCGGGCACUGUGGAUGCUUCCUGAAUGUGCAAGUGACUUCAUCAUUAAUAAAUUGAUUGGAAAGGAUAUAAAUAAGGAGUAGACGUUUUCUCUUUAUAACAAUCUACAGAUAGUACGGUCUUUUUAUCUAACAUAUACCUUAGUGUUCCGUGUACCAAUACACAAUAUAGUUAGAUAUAAAAUGUAAUACUCUAAACAUGAAAAGUCGGUUUCAGUUACUACGCCAAGCAGUGUCGCAUAUCGGGAUAAAAUCAGCUUUUAAACAUUAUAUAUAAACCUUUAUGAAAAUCAAAGCUUGCAGCACGAAAAUUUAGACAGAUGUCUACAAUCUACAAGCCAGUUGCGUUUUGGCCGUCGUCUGCGUCGGCCUUCGAUUCUGAAACUUUAUUCACGAUUGCCAGCAAGUUUAAAUUAUAAAACAAAACAUAUGAAAGUGUAUAUAUAACUACUAUAAUUGUUAUCAUUAAUAUAGAAAAUCUUCACAUAUAUUUUUUAUUCAACAAAAUGUUCGCGCAGUUGUGCAAAAUGCUUUCUCAUGUCAUAAGUACAUAUCAUUACUGAAUAAAGGAGACAAUUUGCCUCAUCGAUAUUUCCAGAAUAGCAACAUAUUAAUUAUCAUGUUUCUUAUUGUAUAAUUGAUGCAUUUUAGUUUGAAGCCGGUCGUACUUGCAAAAUGCAAUGAAAGCAUCGUCGGGUGAAGGAAUAAAGAAAUAAAUACACACACAUGAACUGACCCCUUCCAGCCCAUGAAAACCAUGACCUGAUUACAUUUAUUUAAAAGAGAUUUAUACUAUUCUCUAUGUAGCUAUCAUCCUGUCUGUCUAUAUAUAUAAAGGCUUAUACUCCUUCGUCCGAUAAUGCUCUUUCAUUAUGUAUGUCUGGGUUGAACCAACGACCUUGGCUUCCUCAAUACGAAUUCAACGCCAAAAGCGGUAGUGAGGUUCGAACCCACACGGAUGAGGGACAAGUGGUUUUUAAUCAGUGAUCUUAACCAUUCGGCAACGGAAGUCCCAGAAGACAUUGAUAGUGCUUAAAUAAGUCGUGUUUUGGAAGUGAUGGCCUGAAAGAAUAUAAAAAAUGAGCAGUGCCAUGAGAAAACCAACAUAGCGGCUUUGCUACCAGCAUGGAUCCAGACCAGCCGCGCAUCCGCACAGUCUGGUCAGGAUCCAUGUUGUUCGCUUUCAAAACUUAUUGCAUUUGGAGAAAAUGUUAUCGAAUGUUAUCGCAUCCGCGCAGUCUGGUUAGGAUCCAUGUUGGUCGCAAAGCCACUAUGGUUUUCCCAUGGCGCGGCUUAAAUAGCGUUUGACCUAGAUAAAUAUGAUGUUAAGUCUAAUCCAACGUGUAUUGUUUAGUCGUUUAUUCUGUGUUACACAAAUGUAUGAAUAAACAGUUUUAGACAUUAUAUCUUUACUGAUAA
Molecule: messenger RNA, 2326 nt
Organism: Mercenaria mercenaria
Lineage: Eukaryota; Metazoa; Mollusca; Bivalvia; Venerida; Veneridae
Product: 17-beta-hydroxysteroid dehydrogenase type 6-like
Exons: 5
Coding region: 29-991 (320 amino acids)
Source: RefSeq, a predicted model, not a curated record